CUGUACUUCCCACCUCCAGGACUCAAGUCCAGCUAACCAGUUUCACUGAGUCCCUCCAUUAACUCAGGUCCUCACCAGUAACAUAAGAACUCUAAGUAUUAGGUCCUCUCCCUGGUUUACACUAAUAUUGACCUGUUUACCAGUUAUUUACCUGUGGUUCUUGUUUCAGGGUGUUUGAGAAAGUGGCCAUCUCUUGUGAAUACUUCAGAAACGUUUUUCCAAUCUCUUUCGUUUUGGGAUUUUACGUGACUAUCGUUGUACAGCGGUGGUGGGCCCAGUACAUGCUCAUCCCCUGGCCUGACACUGUCUGUAUCUUCGUGGCUGCUUAUAUCAGGGGCCAGGAUGAUCGUGGUCGCCAGCUGAGACGAUCCUUCGCCAGGUACAUCAACUUGGCGUUCGCUUUAGCCUUCGCCAGAAUCUCUCCCAGAGUCGCCAGAAGAUUCUCCACUUACCAGAACUACAUUGAUGGAGGUUAUAUGACAGCCAAUGAGAAGAUUAUCUUUGAGUUGAUGGAUAAACAGACGUCUCACCACAAGAUCUGGAUGCCACUGGUGUGGGCGUCACUGGUGGCAACACAAGCCAGGAAGGAAGGCCGCUGUCCAGAUGACUACGCUCUCAACUCUAUCAUUAGGGAAGUAACCAAGCUACGCUAUAACUGUGGAAAGUUACAGGAGUACCACACUAUGAGUGUACCGUUGGUCUACACACAGGUGGUGACAAUGGCUACAUAUUCCUAUUUCGGCUUUUCAAUCCUGGGUCGCCAGUUCCUGGAUCCGUCUCAGGGCUACGACAACCACACCAUUGACUUCUACGUUCCCAUCUUCACCUUCCUACAGUUUAUAUUCUACAUGGGCUGGCUCAAGGUGGCAGAGUCACUCCUCAAUCCCUUUGGUGAUGACGAUGAUGACUUCGAUACUAAUGACUUUCUCGACCGCCAUCUGGAAGUAUCGUACAUGAUCGUAGACGUCAUGCACAAGAUGUACCCUGACGUACUAACGGAGUGCGUCAAGGAGGACACAACCAACGUAGACGUAACUUCCAAUAACGUCAACGAAAACAUUAGCAAGGAGAUGCUAACUAACAAGACUAACGUGGUAGUGAAGCCUCCCAGGAGUGACAAGUGUCCGCCCGUCAUCAAGUACUGCCCAGAGUCACCCAGAGCAGGGGAGGGCCGCCCUCGCCGCCACCCAUCUUCACCCUCCCCCAGGAGGCCGAAAUCACCGUCCACAGGCCGGUAUAACAAGGUCAGUGUGUGUGUGGGUACACGAGACGGUAACACCCACACCACCAGGCUGUUUGUACCGGCACUCAGUGAUCUGUACUGGCAGAGUGGCACCAGAGACGAGGCUCAGGGCUGGCAGAGUGGCACCAGAGACGAGGCUCAGGGCUGGCAGAGUGGCACCAGAGCCGAGGCUCAGGGCUGGCAGAGUGGCACCAGAGCCGAGGCUCAGGGCUGGCAGAGUGGCACCAGAGCCGAGGCUCAGGGCUGGCAGGGUGGCACCAGAGCCGAGGCUCAGGACAACCACCACCAUCAUAAUGACAGUGUCACUAUAACCACACUAUCACCUCAAGACUGCAACAGUGUCACCUUCCUGCCCAAGUAGCUGGAUGACAGUGCCAUCCUGUGAUGUCACUCAUCUGACUGACAGUGCCAUCUUGUGACAUCAAUAACUAUUGAAGUCACACUGUGACAUCAAUAACCAACAAUUGAUGCCAGUAUAUGAAUCAAGAGCAGACAGUGAUGUAAGGAGGGUAGUGAUCAACAACACUGUGAUGUAAGGAGGGUAGUGAUCAACAACACUGUGAUGUAAGGAGGGUAGUGAUCAACAACACUGUGAUGUAAGGAGGGUAGUGAUCAACAACACUGUGAUGUACAGACAGUAAUUAAUACAACAUUCUGGUACUUACUUUUCCCUCUUAAUAGAAAUAUUUUUGAUCUAAGUCGUCAAAUAUUGACACUGUAGUAUUAUAAGUAACAGAAUAUUUACUUAGACAACACUUAUAAGUACUGCAGCAGCAUUCUUCACCAGUCAAACUUACUGACUUAUUAAA
This is a messenger RNA of Cherax quadricarinatus, 2052 nucleotides long. The record is from RefSeq and is a predicted model, not a curated record. Lineage: Eukaryota; Metazoa; Arthropoda; Malacostraca; Decapoda; Parastacidae.